GCCUUCCAAAUCAGAGGACAAAUAAAAUUUUAUCUACAACGGACGAGUGAAGUGGUUUUAUUUUUAAUGCGGGGAAAUUGAAGAUUUCAAUUCCAAUAAUAAACUUAAGUUUGUGAAGUGAAACGUUUCUUGUAUUAUUGUUUGUGUACGCUUAGUAGCGUACUUUGUGUCAAAAAGUCACCGUCCUUGAUUGCAAGUGCAAAUAAAUAUCAAAGGCUAAUAAGCUGCAGGCAGCAGUGUCGGAAUUGGCCGUCGUCGCCGUCAUAGUAGUUGUUUUUCAAAAUUUCAUUGAAGCACGCCCAUAUAACACCAUAACAAAGUAUAUAUGUGUAUAGUACUUUUAUGGAAUUGUAGAAUAUUUAACCAAAAUCACAAGAACAAAUAAGAGUAGAGCAACAAUUGUGAGCAUCUAGUGAGUGUGGUAUACUACAUUCAAAUUAUUAUUAAUUAAAUGAAUUGUGCAAAUGUAUUAUGUGUGAAUGCGAGCAAAUAUUGUUAUUGCUAUAGAAAAAUAGCCAUAAUUGUUUACGUGAUGAUUUGUUGAAAGAGUGUAGUCAAGACCGUGCAAUAAUUCCAUAGUGUAUCACCGCGUGUAUUUUUCUGCGUCCAUACAUGCAUAUUUUGUGUACAUAAAUGUGCGUGUGUCUAAAAUAAAUGCAUAUGUGCUCAUAUGGCUGUCAAUGCUGGCGCGCGUAAAAAGCAAAUAAAAUAUUUGUGGCUUGUCGUUUUGUUCCGUAAAAUAAUUUGAAGUGUUUCACCGUAUAUAGAAAUAUAAAAUAUAUAUACUAAAACGCACAACUGUAAACAAAUAACGAAUGUAACUAUAUUCCCAACAAUAACAAAAAAUAAAAAAAUACAGUUAACAUACUCCCGAAAGUAGUGUCAAAGUUAUAUAGUUAGUAAAACACACCUCAACAACAAAAACAACAGUCGAUUUCAACUCCAUUACAAUACAACAGCAACAUGGCUUUGCCAAGUAAUAAUAUUGGUACCGGUAGUGGUGGAGGUAGUGGCGGUGUUUUAGGAGCUACCGGCGGCGGUAGUGCUGGUAGUGGUGGUAUCGGAAAUAAUGAUUUGUGGCGCGAGUGUGUUGCAUGGUUAACGCGUUGCAAAAUUAUACCACCCGAUCACAAAGCCAAUUGGGCGGAUUCAGAAAUACGCGUCCUUGCCUUGACGCUACGCGAUGGUGUUUUACUUUGCAAUUUGGUCAUUUAUUUGGAUGCGAACAGUAUGGAUCCACGCGAUUUCAAUCGUAAGCCACAAAUGGCACAGUUCUUGUGCUGUAAAAAUAUCAAACUUUUUCUCGAUGUUUGCCGCAACCAUUUCGGACUGCGCGAUUCGGAUCUCUUCGAGCCCACAAUGCUGUACGAUUUAACGAAUUUCCAUCGUGUGCUGAUAACGCUUUCCAAAUUAUCGCAAUGCCGUAAAGUACAACAACUGCAUCCGGAUUUAAUUGGUUUCAACAUCCAGCUUUCACCCAGCGAACGCUCACACUCCGAUGAGGCCAUUUACAAGGAUCUACAUUCAACCGAUGAAUCGCGAAAGAAUGGAACAAUUGACGGCCAAGCUGAGAAUUGUGAUGUCGUCUCGAUUAGUGGCUCGCUCUCCGUUGAGGAUGAGAAUAGCGACAUCACAAUUGAGAAUGGCAACGAAGACACCGAGGAAUAUGAAGACGAAUUCACUACUAAUCUACUGGAAUCCAUUGAUGAUGAACAAAAAUCCACAUACAGUGGCAGUUCAUGUAGUACGGCUGUGACAGCACGUAUUUAUUCGUCGUCGGCGCAUACGCGCAGCGCUACCGUGGGCAAUUUGAGUGGCAUUAAUAGCGUUCGCACUUCCGUUGGCGGACGCAGUAGCAUCGGCAGCACCACCUCUGUCACCGACAGUUUGGGUGCCACGAGUGCGUCAUCGAAUUCGAGUGACAACCAAAGCUUACAGCGUUUAGCUGCAACAGCAUGGAAUUAUCAGGCGGCUGCCCGGGAAGUGGGUGGCCACGAGUAUCUCAAUGAUAUUUACUUUGAAGAGGAUGAAAAAGUUUACGAGGACUUAUGCUACGUCACGUUCUCGUCGAAGGCAACUGAGAUCACCUCAGCGACCAGUUUCGAACAACGUGAUUAUGUCAUACGCGAACUGAUCGACACAGAGUCGAAUUAUCUUGAUGUCUUGAAUGCCUUGAAGACAAAAUUCAUGACGCCACUCGAACGUUACCUGAAUCCGGAGGAAAUUAAGCAAAUAUUUCCGCGCAUACGCGAACUCGCUGAUAUACACACAAGGUUUCUGGAAAAACUGCGUGAAUCUCUCUCGCCCAAUGCCAAAGUGAAAAUGAGUCAAGUAUUUUUGGAGUUCCGCGAGCCAUUCCUGCUCUAUGGCGAAUACUGUUCCUGUCUGUUGGGUGCCAUCGAUGUGCUGGCCGAUGUCUGCAAGAAGAAUCAGAUUAUUGAGCAACUUGUGCAGCAAUGCGAGCGUGAUUACAAUGUGGGCAAAUUGCAAUUGCGUGAUAUUUUAUCGGUACCCAUGCAGCGAAUUCUCAAAUACCAUUUACUAUUAGAUAAACUAGUCAAAGAAACCUCACCGGUGCACGAGGAUUACCGCGCAUUGGAGCGUGCCAAAGAGGCAAUGAUCGACGUAUCUCAGUACAUCAACGAAGUAAAACGUGAUUCCGAUCACUUAGUGAUCAUACAGAAAGUCAAAGACAGCAUAAUCGAUUUGCAUUUGCUGCCAAACGGUACCAACGAUCUCCUGCAAUACGGUCGUCUCCUCUUGGACGGCGAAUUGCACAUAAAAGCGCAUGAAGAUCAAAAAACAAAAUUACGUUACGCAUUCGUUUUUGAUAAAAUACUUAUAUUGGUGAAGCCAUUGCAUACAAAAAUGGGCGAUAUGCAGUAUACAUACCGUGAUUCGCAUUAUCUUUCCGAAUAUCGGGUGGAGCAGAGUCAUACGCGGCGUACCUUGGGCCGCGACACACGUUUCAAAUGUCAACUGCUGUUGGCGCGCAAGUCGGGCAAGACUGCUUUCACGCUCUACUUGAAAUCGGAGCCAGAACGUGAUAAAUGGCGCAAGGCGCUCACAGAGGCAAUGGAAAACUUAGAUCCACCUGGCUGCCGCAAUACAGAUCACAAAAUGGAAAUUUAUACCUUUGAUGCGGCCACGACAUGCAGGCACUGUUCGAAAUUCCUUAAAGGACGUAUACAUCAGGGCUACCGCUGUAAGGUCUGUGAAAUUGCCGUACAUAAAGGCUGCAUAUCGUCAACGGGCCGCUGCAAACAGAAUCCUCUAAGCAUACCGCCGCCUGUUUGUGAUCGUCAGUUGUCGGAGUUCAAUUGGUUUGUCGGCACAAUGGAUCGCGAUACAGCCGCUAUACGCUUAGAAAAUCGUCGUGUUGGCACAUAUUUACUGCGUGUGCGGCCUCAAGGUGCAUCCAAUCCACAUGAGACCAUGUAUGCGCUGAGUUUGAAAACCGAUGAUCAUGUCAUUAAACACAUGAAAAUCAACCAAGAACCCGAUGGCGAAACAGUGCUCUAUUGUCUGUCGUCGCGCCGCCAUUUCAAAACUAUUGUCGAACUGGUUUCGUACUAUGAACGCAAUGAUUUGGGUGAAAAUUUUGCGGGCUUGAAUCAAUCGCUGCAGUGGCCCUUCCGCGAAGUAAUAGCCACCGCUAUUUACGAUUUUGAACCGAAAGGCAGCAACCAAUUACAUCUUAAGACAGGCGGCCAAGUGCUGGUUAUUGGCAAAGAUGGCGACAGCAAAGGUUGGUGGCGUGGAAAAAUUGGCGAUACGGUCGGCUACUUCCCCAAGGAGUACGUGAAGGAGCAGCCACCGAUGAGCGAUGAACUUUGAUAUUACAAUUAUGUAAUUUAUGUUGCGCAACCAACGGACCAACAUGCAAUUGCAUCGGAUAAUACAAGUUUAGCGGCUGACAGCUGCGUACCCACCACUAGCAGAGUGAUAAUGCCCAGAGGUGAGCAGUAGUCGCUCAAACCUCGUGCUGAUUAA
Messenger RNA from Bactrocera dorsalis (oriental fruit fly), 3993 nucleotides. RefSeq names its product protein vav (gene Vav). Gene Ontology annotation, biological process: cell migration; regulation of GTPase activity. Lineage: Eukaryota; Metazoa; Arthropoda; Insecta; Diptera; Tephritidae. Gene Ontology annotation, molecular function: guanyl-nucleotide exchange factor activity; protein binding. The transcript is spliced from 15 exons. The coding region runs from base 964 to 3837 and encodes 957 amino acids. The record is from RefSeq and is a predicted model, not a curated record. Gene Ontology annotation, cellular component: cytoplasm.